Messenger RNA from Rattus rattus (black rat), 7292 nucleotides. RefSeq names its product MON2 homolog, regulator of endosome-to-Golgi trafficking (gene Mon2). The record is from RefSeq and is a predicted model, not a curated record. The coding region runs from base 416 to 5560 and encodes 1714 amino acids. The transcript has 35 exons. NCBI's taxonomy places the organism in Eukaryota, Metazoa, Chordata, Mammalia, Rodentia, Muridae.
CGCGCUCGGAAUUGUGGGCGACUCGGCUAAUGGCGUCGGCAAGUCUGGGCACCCUGAGUGGGCAUCGCUGAAGCUUGUGGCCAGUUCGGCCGGUGACGCCCGCCGUGGCCGGGCCCUGCGGCAGCGGGAGGGACCUGCCCGUCUGGUGGGCUCCUUGGCCGGUGCCGGUGGAGCCUGGUAGGGCGGCACGGCUGCGGGCAGGUCUCGGCGAGCAGCCUGCGGCGGUGCGGGGCGACGCGGGGGGAGCUCGGGCACGCCUCGGGGGACGCAGCCCAGCUCCGGCCGUGCGCCCGCUGUGCCCUGAGCUCCGGCUGCGAAAGGCUGAGGAGCCACCGGCUCGCUGCUGGUCGCACAAGCAACUGACAGUGCUUGCUUGGUCGCUCUGGUCCAGAUCGGCGGGGACCCCGGGGGGACCAUGUCCUGCACCAACAGCCCCGAGGCUGUGAAGAAACUGCUGGAGAAUAUGCAGAGCGAUCUGCGGGCCUUGUCACUAGAAUGCAAGAAGAAGUUCCCACCUGUCAAGGAGGCUGCUGAAUCGGGAAUAAUAAAAGUUAAAACAAUAGCUGCAAGAAACACCGAAAUUUUGGCAGCAUUGAAAGAGAACAGCUCAGAAGUCGUGCAGCCUUUCCUAAUGGGGUGUGGAACCAAGGAACCAAAGGUCACUCAGCUGUGUUUAGCGGCCAUCCAGAGGCUCAUGUCACACGAAGUGGUGUCUGAGGCCGCUGCUGGAAACAUAAUUAACAUGCUUUGGCAGCUCAUGGAAAACAGCCUGGAAGAACUUAAGCUGCUUCAAACAGUUCUUGUUCUCUUAACAACCAACACCGUAGUUCAUGACGAGGCACUUUCCAAGGCAAUAGUUCUUUGUUUUCGACUCCACUUCACAAAGGACAAUAUUACAAAUAAUACGGCUGCUGCUACAGUCCGACAGGUCGUAACUGUUGUCUUCGAGAGGAUGGUUGCUGAAGACGACAGGCACAGAGAUAUAGACCCUCCAGUGCUGAUCCAAGGAAACAGUAACAGACGGUCUGUCAGCACGCUGAGACCCUGUGCGAAAGACGCAUAUAUGCUCUUCCAGGACCUCUGUCAGUUGGUUAAUGCUGACGCCCCUUACUGGCUAGUAGGCAUGACGGAAAUGACUCGGACAUUCGGCCUUGAGUUGCUAGAGUCUGUCCUUAAUGAUUUUCCACAAGUGUUUUUACAACAUCAAGAAUUCAGUUUUCUCCUCAAAGAAAGGGUGUGUCCACUUGUGAUCAAGCUCUUUUCACCAAAUAUAAAGUUCAGACAAGGUUCCAGUACUUCAUCUUCUCCAGCACCAGUUGAAAAACCAUAUUUUCCUAUUUGCAUGCGUUUACUGAGAGUGGUGUCUGUUCUGAUCAAGCAGUUUUACAGUCUUUUGGUGACUGAGUGUGAAAUAUUUCUGUCCCUUCUGGUGAAGUUUUUGGAUGCAGAUAAGCCACAGUGGCUCCGAGCCGUUGCCGUGGAGUCGAUACACAGGCUCUGUGUGCAGCCUCGGUUGUUAAGGUCCUUUUGUCAGUCGUAUGACAUGAAGCAACAUUCCACCAAGGUUUUCCGAGACAUUGUGAAUGCCCUGGGGUCUUUUAUCCAGUCUCUGUUUCUUGUCCCACCUACUGGAAAUCCUGCUGCAGCCAACCAAGCUGGGAACAACAAUGCUGGUGGCCCAGCCUCAGCACCAGCUAACUCAGGGGUGGUGGGCAUUGGUGCAGGUGUCACUCUGCUGCCAGCGUUUGAGUACCGAGGAGCUUGGAUACCUAUCCUGACGAUUACAGUUCAAGGCAGUGCUAAAGCCACCUACCUAGAGAUGCUGGACAAAGUUGAACCCCCAACUAUACCAGAAGGCUAUGCCAUGUCCGUGGCGUUCCACUGUCUGUUGGAUCUUGUCCGAGGAAUCACCACUAUGAUAGAAGGAGAGUUAGGAGAGGUAGAAACAGAGAGUCCCACUGUCACGGAAGGAGCAUCUUCACAGUCAUCAGAACGGCGAGAUGAGCAGUCCGCAUCAGACCACAUGGAUCAGGAAACAGUAAGCAGAGCUGUUUGGGAAGAGAUGGUGAGCGCUUGCUGGUGUGGUCUCCUUGCUGCACUCUCACUUCUACUUGAUGCCAGCACAGAUGAGGCUGCCACGGAGAACAUUUUGAAGGCUGAACUGACCAUGGCUGCUCUCUGUGGAAGACUGGGCCUUGUAACUUCAAGAGAUGCCUUUAUAACUGCAAUAUGCAAGGGCUCCUUGCCUCCACAUUAUGCUCUGACUGUGCUGAACGCCACCACUGCAGCUACACUCUCCAACAAAUCAUAUUCUAUCCAGGGCCAAAGUGUUAUGAUGAUCAGCCCAUCCAGCGAGUCUCACCAGCAAGUUGUGGCCGUGGGUCAGCCUCUCGCAGUGCAGCCUCAAGGAACAGUGAUGCUGACUUCCAAAAAUAUCCAGUGCAUGAGGACGCUACUUAACCUGGCACACUGUCAUGGUGCUGUUCUCGGAACAUCAUGGCAACUUGUUUUGGCAACCCUUCAGCAUCUUGUGUGGAUUCUGGGGCUAAAGCCUAGUAGUGGUGGUGCCUUGAAGCCUGGCAGAGCGGUGGAAGGGCCCAGUACAGUUCUGACAACAGCCGUGAUGACAGAUCUGCCAGUGAUUUCCAACAUCCUUUCUAGACUGUUUGAAAGCUCACAGUAUCUUGAUGACGUAUCUUUGCAUCAUUUAAUAAAUGCACUUUGUUCCUUAUCUCUAGAAGCAAUGGAUAUGGCCUAUGGAAAUAAUAAGGAACCAUCUCUCUUUGCUGUUGCCAAGCUGUUAGAAACUGGUCUAGUUAAUAUGCACAGGAUAGAGAUUUUAUGGAGACCUCUGACUGGCCAUCUGCUUGAGGUCUGCCAGCAUCCAAACUCUCGGAUGAGAGAAUGGGGAGCAGAAGCUUUGACGUCGCUCAUUAAAGCUGGGCUGACAUUUAACCAUGAGCCUCCACUUUCACAGAACCAGAGACUACAGCUGCUUUUGUUGAACCCAUUAAAAGAGAUGUCCAAUAUUAACCAUCCAGAUAUUCGACUCAAGCAAUUAGAAUGUGUGUUGCAGAUUCUGCAGAGCCAGGGAGACAGUCUUGGGCCUGGGUGGCCAUUAGUUCUUGGAGUCAUGGGAGCAAUCAGAAAUGAUCAAGGAGAAUCAUUAAUAAGAACUGCCUUUCAGUGUCUUCAGUUGGUUGUGACAGAUUUUCUACCCACAAUGCCUUGUUCUUGCCUACAGAUAGUGGUAGAUGUUGCAGGUAGCUUUGGACUGCAUAACCAAGAACUUAAUAUUAGUUUAACAUCAAUAGGCCUAUUGUGGAAUAUUUCAGAUUAUUUUUUCCAAAGAGGGGAAACUAUUGAGAAAGAAUUAAAUAAAGAAGAGGCAGCUCAGCAGAAGCAGGCCGAGGAGAAAGGGGUGUCUCUGAACCGGCCAUUCCACCCCGCACCACCAUUUGAUUGCUUGUGGUUGUGUCUUUAUGCCAAGCUGGGGGAGCUUUGUGUGGACCCCCGCCCCGCUGUGAGGAAGAGCGCAGGGCAAACUCUGUUCUCCACGAUUGGUGCGCACGGAACCCUGCUGCAGCACGCCACCUGGCACACUGUUAUUUGGAAGGUGCUCUUUCAUCUACUGGACCGAGUUCGAGAAUCUUCUACAACUGCAGACAAAGAAAAGAUUGAGUCUGGAGGUGGAAAUAUUUUAAUUCAUCAUUCAAGAGACACGGCAGAGAAACAGUGGGCUGAGACCUGGGUAUUGACAUUGGCUGGAGUAGCAAGGAUCUUUAACACCAGAAGAUACUUACUGCAGCCUCUAGGAGACUUUUCAAGAGCUUGGGACGUUCUUCUUGACCACAUUCAGUCAGCUGCACUCAGUAAAAACAAUGAAGUGUCCCUGGCCGCUCUGAAAAGCUUCCAGGAAAUCUUACAGAUUGUGUCCCCUGCCCGAGACUCAGAGAAGCCCGAGACACCUGUAGGUACUGUGCCUGUGCCUGUCCUUAUAGGGAACAUUUCAGGCCAGGGCCUGAGCAGGCCGUUUGUGAGAACAGAUUCCAUUGGAGAAAAACUUGGAAGAUGCAGCUCUGAGCCGCCCGUGGUGACUGACGAGGCUGAAGAUCUGAAGCUCUGGUGGGCUGCCUGGAACACCUGGCACAGAACUGGGUCUGAAAGCACAGAGCCCCCCAGCACUUUUGAUGAGCUGACCUUCAUCCCCAGCCAGCCUUUCCUUACAGCCUUAAUUCAGAUCUUCCCGGCCCUGUACCAGCACAUAAAGGCUGGCUUCAGCAUGGCUGACUUGCAGAAGCUGGGCGUCAUCCUGCACAGCGCGGUGUCGGUCCCCAUCAGUUCCGAUGCGUCUCCUUUCAUUCUGCCGUCUUACACGGAAGCCGUCCUCACAAGUCUGCAGGAGGCUGUACUUACCGCCUUAGACGUGCUCCAGAAGGCCAUCUGCGUUGGACCAGAGAACAUGCAGAUAAUGUACCCCGCUAUAUUUGAGCAGUUACUGGCAUUUGUAGAGUUCUCCUGUAAACCUCCACAGUAUGGACAGCUGGAGACAAAGCACAUUGCAAAUGCAAAACACAACCAGAUCCAACUAUUUGCACCGGCGGAAUGGGUGGCCUUGAACUACGUACCAUUCGCUGAGAGGUCUUUAGAAGUAGUUGUGGAUUUGUACCAAAAAACGGCCUGUCAUAAAGCAGUGGUGAACGAGAAAGUCCUCCAGAGUAUUAUUAAGACUCUCAGGGUUCCUCUCAGUUUGAAGUAUUCAUGCCCUUCUGAAAGCACAUGGAAACUAGCGGUAGCCUCUCUCCUCAAAGUGCUUUCUAUUGGGCUGCCUGUUGCCCGACAGCACGCUUCCUCUGGGAAAUUUGACAGCAUGUGGCCAGAAUUAGCCAGCACGCUUGAAGACUUCCUCUUUACUAAAAGCAUACCUCCAGAUAAUCUCUCUAUUCAAGAAUUUCAAAGAAAUGAAAGUAUUGAUGUUGAAGUUGUUCAGCUCAUCAGCGCGGAGAUCCUCCCCUAUGCCAACCUCAUUCCUAAAGCGUUUGUGGCUCAGAUGAUGACCAUGCUCAACAGGGGCUCCAUCCAUUCCCAGCCGUCCUCCUUUACAGAAGCAGAGAUUGACAUUCGUUUGAGAGAAGAAUUUUCUAAAAUGUGUUUUGAAACAUUACUCCAGUUUUCCUUCAGUAACAAAGUCACAACACCCCAGGAAGGCUACAUCUCACGAAUGGCACUCUCUGUGCUUUUAAAGAGGUCUCAGGAUGUUCUGCAUCGCUACAUAGAAGAUGAGAGGCUGAGUGGAAAAUGUCCUCUCCCAAGGCAGCAAGUAACAGAAAUCAUCUUUGUUCUAAAAGCUGUCAGUACUCUCAUUGACUCACUGAAGAAGACUCAGCCUGAGAACGUUGAUGGAAAUACCUGGGCACAAGUAAUUGCCUUAUACCCUACGUUAGUAGAGUGCAUCACCUGCUCAUCCUCAGACGUCUGCUCUGCUCUUAAAGAGGCACUGGUUCCCUUUAAGGACUUCAUGCAGCCACCAGCAUCCAAAGUUCAAAAUGGAGAAUCUUGAGCAGCUACAGUACAUGUGGAGGAAGAGACACCCUAAGGAACGCCGUCUCCUGAGUCUCGUAGAGGAAGGACGCUCUACUGAAGUCAUUCUUGGCAGCCAUCGUUUGCCUUCUUUAAAUUAAAGUGUAAUUAUCUGGGUGCAGUAAUUCAUACAAAAGCAUACAUGUUAACAAAGGCUCCUGGAGGACGUGAGCCUUUUAAUGAGCGAUCUUGCUGGGUGGGAUAAUGAACACUACAUCGUACCUGCUACCACAUCUUCAGUUGAUAAAAGUGAGCUUAUGUACAGUUGUUGUGUGUGUGUUAAUGAUGUACUUUUUAAAAAGAAAGAUAUUUCCAUUCAGAUUUUUGAGGCUGGUGUUUUGCACCCUUUUUCAAGUACAGAAUUGUACUAAAAUUUUAUUCAAGGUGGUACUGUAACAUUCCAUACUAUCUACAACCAGCCUUUGUGAACAAAGGGAAAUGAUAUACUAUGUGUAUAAUAAAUGGUACAGUUCUGUAUAAAAUACUUGCAUUUAUUUAAAAUUUUAAAAUAUUGAUGAUGUUAAAUGCUCGAAGCUGUAUUUAUUAUUAAUACAAACUGUUUGCUUACGUUUUUACUUCUGAUUUGCCUUCUUCUGGGGCAGAUAAGCUUAUCGUGUACUCAUACAGUUGGCUUCAUGCUUUUUACAUGCAUUAUUGGUGACCAGAGGGAUCGUGUGAGCACAGCAGCAGAAGGUAUGAUUCGCUGACUUUGCACCUUUGAAAUGCAGUCAUAACGUAAUACAGAGACACGUUGUAACAGAAUGACUGGAUCAUACCUCAUUUCUUUAAGCCUGUCUCUGAACUUUCAUGCGUCUGUUUUUACACUUGCUGUCUGGAUUUUAAAGACUUUUCAUAUUUUAUAUUCCUAUGGUUUCUUCCUGUGACAUGUGCUGAAUGACGACCGAGGCAAGAUGACUUUAUACUUCAUGAAACUUUGCCUGUGAGGUUUUGUUCUUCUCUGUGCUUCCUUUUCUGGGUUCCUUCCUAGAAGAAAUAGCACCAGGCUAACCCAUAGUAUGUAAAGCAUGUGUCACACACAGGGCAAGUGGGUGUUUGGAGAAGCCUGCGUUUCCAAGAGCAGGGAGCUCACUGUGCUCGGGAAAGAGCUCCUGCCACCCUCCUGCCACCCUCCUUCUGCCCUCAGGAAGAAGGAGAGCUCAGAGCACGUGACCUCUCUACAAACUGACGUUGACCUAGCUCGCUGUAUUUUUUUUUUUAAUUAAUUAUGCUGUUAUAAUAUUUUUCCAAGUUAAAAUUUUAUUUCACAAGUGCUGAGACGUGAAACAUGUUGAAAACAUUGCUAUUAAUGAGAAGUGAGUGAGGUUAAUAUUAUUUUAAUGCACCAGAAAGCUUUUUACUUUAACAAGAUUUAUAAAUUUUGGUCUUUCCAAAAUUAUCAUACACCUAGAAGGAGGCGUUAGAGUCGAGUAGUCAAUGAGAUACAGUUUUGAGGCUAUUUUAAUUAUGUGAUGAUUUAAUUUGCACUAUAUUCUGUAUAUGUGUGGCAAGGCCUAUUUUGAAGGAAUAUUAUUUUUACUCACAUGAAUCAAUGAAUUUCUAUUUUAUUAUUUCACUUGAGGUUAAGGUAAUACAUGGCAUUUCAUAGACUGUGCUGUCAGUGUUUUCUUAAAGCUGUAAAAAAAUGACUCAAGCUGUGUAUUUUUUAUAUUUUGAUAUAUUCACUUGUGAAUUAAAGAAUAGGAAUAUCACUG